Molecule: messenger RNA, 1317 nt
Organism: Penicillium canescens
Lineage: Eukaryota; Fungi; Ascomycota; Eurotiomycetes; Eurotiales; Aspergillaceae
Exons: 2
Coding region: 1-1317 (438 amino acids)
Cellular component (GO): nucleus
Molecular function (GO): DNA binding
Source: RefSeq, a predicted model, not a curated record
AUGUCGGAUGAAAAUGAGCUCAAAAUCGCCAAUGCAUUGGCCGCUUACCAUGACCAUAAUGAGCCGAAGAUCAAACCAUUGGCAAGGGAAUUCGACGUUAGUUACCAGACCCUGCUAGGCCGUAUUCCGGCUGCGGCGCCGCCCCCGACGGCAGCAUCGAUACAGCAGCGCGCCGAUGACAUUAUUCAUCGAUCAAACCCGGACAGGAAGCCUCUUUGGCAUGGCUGGGGCCUCGCAUUCACUAACCGACUGCCAAAGCUUACACCCCACCUCCAUUUUAUUAAGCAGAAGCCGAAGGACCCGAAGCGAAUGGGCGCCGAGGACGUAGGUCUUACGGAGAUGUGGUAUGACCGCCUAGAGCAGUGUAUUAAGCAGUAUGGGUUUCGACCGAAGGACAUCUAUAAUAUGGAUGAAACCGGCUUCCGAAUCGGCGAAGGAAAGGCUCAAAAAGUGGUAUCUGCUUCACCUAUUAGCUUCACUGCAACCGGAGGCCAUGGCGAGAGUAUUACCGCUAUUGAAUGCAUUGCUGCCGAUGAUUGGAAGACGCCGCCGUGGUUUCUAGUGAAAGCUCAGUAUCACCAGGAAAGCUGGUAUAUUGACGAAAUGCCUGAUGAUUGGACGAUAAAACCAACACCAAAGGGCUAUUCGUCUCAUACCACAGCAUUAGAAUGGCUAGACUCAUUUAUCGAGGCCACAAACCACCGAGUCUAUCGCCAUAAAUACGCCGAAAGUGAUGAUGAGAUAGCGGAAGCUCGUGGCCAUGGCGGUCGCCGUCGAUACGGCCAAGAUGCAGCUAUUCGCCGAGAGAUAAAAGCGAUACGCGAAGAAGCAGACCGCGUACACUGCCGAGGUUAUCGCCUUCUUCUUUUCGAUGGCCAUAAGUCUCACUGUACGCCUGAAUUCAUCCUAAAAUGCUGGGAAAAUCGCAUUGUUCCGUACGCCUUCCGGCCGCAUGUCUCCCAUAUAUGCCAGCCCCUCGAUUCGGUUCCAUUUCAACGGUAUAAAGCGCUAUAUCGGAGAAAUAAUGUCGAGGUUGCCCAACGGGGUGGCUCGGUAUCCCGGAAAGUAGAUUUUUUUCGCGAAAUCGUUAAGGUUCGAGAGGUGAUGGAUGCUCUCUCGGAGCACGUCAUUAAGGAAGGUUUUCGCCUUGCUGGAAUCGUCCCUAUUGAUGCGCAAUUAGCCAUGGAGCAAGAGACCAGAGAUGCUAAUGAUGAGACUAAUGAUAUAUGGGUAGACGGCUUUCCUGAUAGAUAUGGAGACGGAGUUGAAGCUCAAGACCGCGAGCUAGCUAGCUCUAUCACUAUGUCACCGCCGUGA